Scheffersomyces amazonensis is the source of this 883-nucleotide messenger RNA. It is a transcript of the gene IFU5, whose product is annotated as WW domain-containing protein IFU5. The coding region runs from base 181 to 819 and encodes 212 amino acids. Gene Ontology annotation, molecular function: protein binding. The record is from RefSeq and is a predicted model, not a curated record. The transcript has 2 exons. NCBI's taxonomy places the organism in Eukaryota, Fungi, Ascomycota, Pichiomycetes, Serinales, Debaryomycetaceae.
UAGAGAAGCUUAAUCACUCACAUAAUUAAGCUUAAGCCCUUUCCAGCUUAUUUAACCGAUUAAUAGAGAUUAAGAAUUUUAGGUUAAUUUCUUAUUGAAUAAAUUGAGAUAUAAUUUUGAUUUUGAUUUUGAUUUUGAUUUCUUAAUUUUAUAUUUUAAAUUAUUUUCAAAUUAGCAUAAAUGGCAAUCGUUAACGAUCCCAAUAAACCUCCAAAGGUUCCUCAAGGUUGGGUAGCUAAAUUUGAUGAUAAGUAUAAAACAUGGUUCUAUGUUAAUUUAGAAACUAAAAAAUCACAAUGGGAUGCUCCUAAGGGUACCGUGUUUGAAUCUGAGGAUGAUGCUCCUCCUUCAUAUGAUGAAAGACCAGCUGGUCCUCCACCUACAAAACCAACCGAACCAGCACAAGCUCAACAACAACGUUAUGCACAAGAACCACCAAGAAAUUAUCCUCAACCAGGUUAUGGAGGAGGUUAUCCUCCUCAACAAGGUUAUCCUCCACAACCAGGUUAUGGUUAUCCACCUCAACAACAAUAUUAUCCUCCACAACCUCAACAACAACAACAACCACAACGUAAUAAACCUGGUUUUGGUGCUGGAUCGAUGGCUCUUGGUGUAGGUGGUGGUUUAUUAGGUGGUAUGCUUUUAGGAGAAGCCAUAAAUGGAUUUGAAAAUCAUCAAGCUUAUGAUCAAGGAUAUCAGAAUGGUAUGGAUAAUGGUUAUAAUCAAGGUUAUGAUCAAGGAUUCGAUAAUGGAGGAUUUGAUAAUGGUGGAUUUGAUAAUGGAGGUGGUUUCGAUGGUGGAUUUGAUGGAGGCUUUUAGUGCCUUAGCUCAAUUUAAAUUAUCAUUAGUAAAAAGUAUUAUUAGAGAGCUCUAUAAAUGUUUU